AUGGACAAGAAAUGGGACCACGAGAUAUAUGAAGGUGCUGUUGUCAUCCCCACACCAACAGAGUUGAAAAAAGAUUUUACCCCCGAGUUUAAACAUAAAUUUCCGGCGUCAUACGCCCCACCACAAAACAUUCAUUUGUUUUUAUACCCGGAGUUACCAGACACCAAUUUUCUUCCAUCCUAUUUUAUAGUCACUUUUACGACACCACAAGGAACACUUUUUGGGCACACUCUUCGCACUGAAAAGUACUCGAUUUGUCUUAUUAGUUUUUAUUGUUGGGAGGUCUUCUUUAGAAAAUUGGUGAUGCGAGCGGACACAUGUCUUCAACAGGGCGACGACCAAUUUUUACAAUUUCUCCAGGAGAUCAAAAACGCGCAAUUUCCUUUCCUUCAACCAAAUACAAUUUUUAAUUUGCAAGUCUCUGUUAUUAUCGAAAAGUUACUCUCCUCGCAAAUUUUGUUGUUAUUUAACUCACUAAUUUGUGAGAGAAGAAUCAUCGUGGUGGGAUCGAACUACGAAACAGUCACGACCUUUGUACUUUCUAUCAUGCAAUUACUCGAACCACUCACAUGGCCACACCCCAUUGUCACACUCCUUCCAAAGUGCUUUUCAGAACUCGUAGACUUACCCACACCAUACAUUUGCGGAAUGUCAAAUGCACAAUUCACCGCGUUACAACCGUUUUCUAACAAAGUUGUAGUUGUCGACGUGGACCAAGGCACCACGCGGUCAAACCACCCCGACAUGAUUAAGAUGGACUCUGAACUCCUGCCAGUGUUUGCUACAAAUUUUCUUAAAGAAAGUUUGAAGGCUAUACAACGAGAAAAUCCAUCACAAAUACCAGUGUUGGUCCAACAAACUUUUUUACAGUUUGUUUUAAAGCUUUUGCAGGCACCAGAGACAUUUAUCACUAUUCGGAAGAAGAGAAAUAUGCUCAUCGCCGAGAUGGAUAUGGAGAAGUAUAAGAAGACGUAUGUGUACAAAAGUGGUUCAAGGAAAUUCAUCGACUUUUUUGUUAAGACUGGAGCUUUCGACCAGUAUCUCCUGCGCCUCCAGACAGAUUUACUAAAGAAAAGUGGGAAGGUCAUCGAGAAGCCCGAACCAAACUUUUGGGACGCACUUUUCCAAUUCAAUUUUCCAACAGAAGAUCUCACCAAAAAGCGGGGUGAGCAGUAUAAAAUGCAGUAA
Molecule: messenger RNA, 1188 nt
Organism: Entamoeba invadens IP1
Lineage: Eukaryota; Evosea; Mastigamoebida; Endamoebidae
Exons: 1
Coding region: 1-1188 (395 amino acids)
Source: RefSeq, a predicted model, not a curated record